GUUCCCUUAUCUGUUUGUAAGCGACUCCGGAAACAUCGCCCACUGCGCCCACUGCGUCCACUUAGUCCACUGCGUCCACUCACGGAGGAGUAAAGAGAGAGAAUAACUAUGAGGAGAUUGACUUAGUGAAUUAGAAACGUGUGUGUAGAGACCAAGGUGGGAGAGGCCAUGCAGCCCCUGAGGGACGCUGAGCUUGGGGCUUUCACCUUCUUUGCCUCCCCUCUUCCUCACGAUGUGUGUGGCAGCAAUGGGCUCCCCCUGACCCCCAACUCCAUCAAGAUCCUGGGCCGCUUCCAGAUCCUCAAGACCAUCACCCACCCCAGACUGUGUCAGUAUGUGGACAUCUCUCGGGGCAAACAUGAAAGACUGGUUGUGGUGGCUGAGCACUAUGAACACAACCUCAAGGACCUUUUCAAGCAAGACAAACCAGUCAGCUCAGAGAAGGUGCUGCAGAUUGCUUAUGAGAUGUUGGAGGGACUGGCUUUUAUGAACAAACAUGGCCUGGUGCAUCGAGCCCUCAGCCCACAUAAUGUGCUUCUGGACUGCAAGGGCAAGGUUAAGCUGGCCAAAUUUGGUCUUUAUCAUAUGACAGAUCACGGAGCAGAUGUGGAUUUCCCUAUCGGGUAUCCUUCUUAUCUGCCUCCAGAGGUCAUUGCGCAGGGUUCGUUCCACUCCUCUGAAGGCUCUCUUGGGGAGCCCCCUCUGCCGUCCGGGCCUAAAGCGGAUGUGUGGUCUCUGGGGGUCCUGCUGUUUGAGCUGUGUGCUGGGAGGCAACUUCUUCAGAAUAUUGAGAUCAGUGAGAGAUUAAAGUUCAUUAUUACUUUAGGUUGUAUGGAUGACAUAGUCACUGUCCUUGCCGAAGAACAUGGAUGUCUGGACAUCAUUAAGGAGCUUCCGGAGAAUGUCAUGGCUUUAUUGAGGAAAUGCUUGACUUUUCUUCCUUCAAAAAGGCCCACCCCAGCAGAGCUGCUGGAGGACAUAGUGUUUGAGGGAGUGUCCUGCCUCUACACACCCUAUCAGAUUCCAGUCAGUCUGUUCUCCUCCUCGCUGCGCUGUGCCCACCUGGAGCUGCCUGAAGACAUCAAUGAACUCUGCAAAGUUGACGAGGAAGAUUACUUGUCUGAGAGAUCCGUGGAUGAGGUGUACCACCUGUGGUGUUUGGCAGGAGGAGACUUGGAGAAAGAACUGACCAACAAGGGCAUCAUACAGUCCAAACCUCCAGUCUGCACCCUGCCCAAUUUCAUUUUAGAAGAUGGAGAGUCUUUUGGCCAAAGCCGGGACCGCAGCUUCCUCCUGGAUGACACCACUGUGACACUCUCCCUUUGUCAGCUGAAAAAUAGGCUGAAGGAUGUGGCAGGGGAGGCAUACUACCCACUGCUGGAGGAUGAGCAGAGCAGCCUGCCCCAGUCCAACAGCAAUAACGAGCUGUCCGCUGCCGUCAGCCUGCCCCUCAUUAUCCGAGAGAGAGACACGGAGUACCAGCUCACGCGCAUCGUCCUCUUUGACAGGCUGCUCAAGGCAUAUCCAUACAAAAAGAACCAGAUAUGGAAGGAGGCCAGAGUCGACAUUCCCCCCCUGCUCCGAGGAUUGGCCUGGGCUGCUUUACUUGGAGUUGAGGGGGACAUUCAGGCAAAAUAUGACGGCAUCGACAAGGACACCCCCAUCCCUACAGACAGACAGAUCGAAGUGGACAUACCCCGCUGUCACCAGUAUGAUGAAUUGUUGUCCUCACCCCAGGGUCACAUAAAAUUCCGUAGGGUCCUGAAAGCCUGGGUGGUGUCUCAUCCAGACCUCGUCUACUGGCAGGGUUUGGAUUCACUGUGUGCCCCUUUUCUCUACCUGAAUUUCAACAACGAAGCACUCGCAUACGCCUGCAUGUCUGCCUUCAUUCCCAAAUACCUCUACAACUUUUUUCUGAAGGACAACUCGCAUGUCAUACAAGAGUACCUGACGGUCUUCUCUCAGAUGAUAGCCUUCCAUGACCCUGAGCUAAGCAACCACCUGAAUGAGAUCGGCUUCAUUCCAGACCUUUAUGCCAUCCCGUGGUUCCUAACAAUGUUCACUCAUGUGUUUCCCCUCCAUAAGAUCUUCCACCUGUGGGACACUCUACUGUUAGGGAACUCCUCUUUCCCGUUCUGUAUUGGAGUGGCAAUUCUGCAGCAGCUGCGUGACAGGCUUCUGGCCAACGGCUUCAAUGAAUGCAUCCUGCUCUUCUCUGAUCUGCCAGAGAUUGAUAUUGAACGCUGUGUCAGGGAAUCCAUCAACCUGUUCUGCUGGACCCCCAAGAGUGCUACAUAUCGCCAGCACGCCCAGCCGCCCAAACCUACAGGUGACAGCAGCAGCAGCUUUGGAAAAAACCCUGCCUACUACUCAGCAGAAUACCAGGACCUACCCAACACGGACCUGUCUCGUGAGCCACUAAAGCUGUCUGAGCUGAAGGCCGAGAUUUCCCCGCGUAUCUCUGCUGAGGAUCUGAUUGACCUGUGUGAGCUGACAGGCCCAGCGCAUUUUAAGACACCUGUAAAAAGGCCAAAGACGGUCAAAACCAAGAUUGUGGCAGUGGACAUCCGGAGUUCUGAGGACUUCAACCGUGGUCACAUCCCCGGCAGCAUUAAUGUCCCGUACAGCUCAGUGUUCGGGCCGGAUGGAGAGAUGCUCCAGAGCCCCGGGACCAACGCGCUGACCAGCUACAAAGGCCGGGUCAUUGUGGUGCUCAGCAACAUCAUGAAGAACGCUGCUACGUUUGCUGCCCACCUGGUGAAGGUGAAUUACCCUCGUGUAUGUGUCCUCGAUGGCGGCAUGAACAAGAUGAAGCCCACUGGUCUCCUUACUGUCCCCUCACCUCAGAUAUAAACUCUGCUAGAACUCUGCGUGUGUGUGUGUGUGUGUGUGUGUGUGUGUGUGUGUGUGUUUAAAAGCUCUGCUGCCUGACCCGAACCUAACAGUUUGUUUCACGUGCGACACUAGACUGGGUUUUUUUUUAAAUACUGAAUAAUUUUUUAAUGUAGUUUUUAAUGUAGUCUCUCCCUCUGUCUAUCUGCAUGUCUUUCUCACCUAAACUGUGUUAAGCAGUAGCCAGAGGAACUUUGGUGUUUAGUGUCUUCUAACAUGACGAGCUGAUCAGAGGAGGGUGGAUGGUGUUCUCUGUCAGUUACGACCAGCGGUUCCACAGAAAUAUACUGAUGAUAAAUACUCCUUAGUGUAUUACAGUGAAAUAUCAGUUUAUCUUAACAUUUUCUGUCUCUCAGUGAUAAAGCAAAGCACAGCAAAACCAUGUCUGUGAUAAUCCACCUGUUAGUGCUUGCGAGCGGGUUCGGGUUGGGUUUGGGUUUCAGAUUUAGCAGGACCACUCAGGCCUGGUUGAUUUGGGACUCAAAGUCAUAGGUUUGGGUCAGAUUUCAGCUUCAGUUUUGCGCCCAUGCAGACCUCUAGUGUGUAUGUAUCUGUGUGUGUGUGUGUGUGUGUGUGUGUGUUGGGGAGAAGUCAGUCCAAAGCUCCAUCUUUUCCUGUGUUUUUUUAUAAUGAUGUGAUGGAUGUUGCAUUUGAGAAAAAGCUUGAGUGAAUGCUUAAAUUCUUCAUUGCAGUCUGAAUUUUAUUGUAUUGUUUGGAAAAAAAAUGAUGGGCAUUCCCUAUCUUAAAGUUUCUGUUCUUGUCUUGAAGGAAAAUGUGAAUUUUUUUUCUAGUUUACUUUUUUGUGCCAAAGGAAAUGUGUGUGUGUGUGUGUGUGUGUGUGUGUGUGUGUGUGUGUGUGUGUGUGUGUGUGUGUGUGUACACGCAAAUGUGAGAAUGACAAAAGAUUCAGAGUAUGAUACUAGUUCAUGCUGCAUCCUCUAAAGUACUGCACGCUGUAAUUCUCUUAAUGAUCACCUCUGUCAUUGGAGAAUUCAGUUACUUUGCCACAUCCUGCUUUGAUGAUGAAAUAUGAAAAGAUUCAGAGCAGGUUUAGAUCUGUGAACUUGGCACCUUCAUCGUGCUGUUCAUUUUUUUGCUGUGGCUCUUGGAGUUGCACAGUAUUUUGUGUGUGUGGAUGGUGGCAAUUGAUCAUUCUUAGACAUCUCGUCCCUGUAGAACAAGCUACUCCCGUUGUAAGUGGGUGAGGGCUUUCGCUUCUCUUAUGGACCAACUUGUUUAACAUUAUUAAAAAGAUACUUUAAAUGAA
Molecule: messenger RNA, 4159 nt
Organism: Pygocentrus nattereri (red-bellied piranha)
Lineage: Eukaryota; Metazoa; Chordata; Actinopteri; Characiformes; Serrasalmidae
Gene: tbck
Product: TBC1 domain containing kinase
Exons: 26
Coding region: 169-2853 (894 amino acids)
Biological process (GO): protein phosphorylation
Molecular function (GO): protein kinase activity; ATP binding
Source: RefSeq, a predicted model, not a curated record